CGGCGCUGGCGCUGCCGAGCUGAAAGAUGUCGGCGCCGCGCCGGGAGGAUCCCUCUGGUCCUCCCGGCAGCUACGCGAAGCGGGUCCUGGUGACCGGGGGUGCUGGAUUCAUGCCAGAAAGUUAUACAUGUCACAAGGAGGAUGUGAGAGUUUGUUUAUAGAUUCUGUUGAGAAGUGCAUCCCAUGUGAUUGUCUCCUUAGUAGAAGAUUAUCCCAACUAUAUGAUCAUAAAUCUUGACAAGCUGGAUUACUGUGCAAGCUUGAAGAAUCUGGAACCUAUUUCUAACAAACAAAACUACAAAUUUAUACAGGGUGACAUUUGCGACUCUCACUUUGUGAAGCUGCUGUUUGAGAUGGAGAAAAUAGACAUAGUCCUGCAUUUUGCUGCACAGACACAUGUAGAUCUUUCGUUUGUCCGUGCCUUUGAGUUUACAUAUGUCAAUGUUUAUGGCACUCAUGUUUUGGUAAAUACUGCUUAUGAAGCCAGAGUGGAGAAAUUUAUUUACGUCAGCACAGAUGAAGUAUAUGGAGGCAGUCUUGAUCAGGAGUUUGAUGAAUCAUCACCCAAACAACCUACAAACCCUUAUGCUUCAUCUAAAGCCGCCGCUGAGUGUUUUGUACAGUCUUAUUGGGAACGAUACAAGUUUCCAGUUGUCAUCACCAGAAGCAGUAAUGUUUACGGACCACAUCAGUAUCCAGAAAAGGUUAUUCCAAAAUUUAUAUCUUUGCUCCAACACGACAGGAAAUGCUGUAUUCAUGGAUCAGGGCUUCAAAGAAGAAACUUCCUUUAUGCUGCUGAUGUAGUGGAAGCAUUUCUCACUGUCCUCAAAAAGGGAGAACCAGGGGAAAUCUAUAACAUUGGGACCAACUUUGAAAUGUCAGUUGUUCAGCUUGCGAAAGAACUAAUACAGCUGAUCAAAGAGACCAAUUCAGAGUCUGAAACGGAAAGGUGGGUGGACUACGUUAAUGACAGACCUCACAAUGACAUGAGAUAUCCAAUGAAGUCUGAAAAAAUUCACAGUUUAGGAUGGAAGCCCAAAGUGCCUUGGGAAGAAGGAAUAAAGAAAACAGGCAACAGGGACGGACAGAUCGGACACAGACCACAAACUAGACAGAAGACACAAGGAGAGAAGUGGAGAAUUCAAACGGCUCACUCUUGGUCUAAGCUACUCCAGGAGAAAGUCUCUCUCUUCAUUCCUUGAUGCCUUAAAGAUGCACCUGCAUCCCCAGCAUUUCUAUCUGUAGGGAUUUGAAGGGGCAGGGUCUAUGUCCUUGGCUCUGUCUCAGUUUCUCCGGCCUCUCUUCUUCCUCUCUGCUAAACCCCACUCCAGGCAGACCCCCGCUGUUUCCCAUUCCCUGUAACUGCUGACAGCUGCCCUUCCUUGAACUUCAUGCUUUGUGUCUGCCCUGCUUUCUUUGAUAAUUAUGUGGGUUUUAUUUGGAAAGACUUGCCUUUAAUCCUCACUUCAGAGCUUCUUUGAGGAGACUCCUGCUUUUCUAUCUUGGAAUAAUUUUUCUUUCAUCCUUUCUUGGUGUUUAUAAUCAAUAAUUCUAAUAUUGCUUUGUGUACUGCUAAUCAUUAGUUAGUAUAUUUUUUCACAGCUGUAUCAAAUACCCGACAAAGGCAACUUAAGGGUGUGGUGGUUUGAAUGAGAAAUGUCCCCCGAGGCUCGUGAAUUUCAGCAUGGGUUCCAUUUGGUGACUCUGUUUGGGGGGUUAUGUAGCCUUUAGGAAGUGGAGCUUUGCUGCAGGACCCAAGUCAGCAGGGUCAGGGAUCGUCCUUUGCUUCUUUCCUUCUUGCUGUGUGCUUCCUGUGUGUGGAUAAGAUGUGAUCAGCCAGCUCCUGGCUCCCGCUACCAUUUCAUGCUUCCAGAUAUGAUGGACUCUGUUCCUCUGGAGGCCAGAAUAAGCUUUUUCUUCCUUAAGUUGCUUUUGAUCAUGACAUUUUAUCACAGCAACAGAGAAGUAACUAAUGCAGAGGGUUUGUUUGGGCUCUCAGUCUGAGGGUACAGUUCAUCGUGGUAGAGAGAGUGAAGGGACACUGGCCCACCAGAGCAUGUGGCUCUGCAGGCCUUGCCCGUCUCCAUUCCCUCUGCCUUGCUAAGAACCAUUAGAUCACAUUCCUAAAGCGAGUCACCAGGUCUGUUCCCUUAUUUGACCACUUCCUCCUCCUGAGGCUGACUGCCAAGGUCCAGCAAUCAGAAUCCUCCUUUGGUUCACCUAAUUAACAUGCCAAAUUAAAAUUAAACUCCUCAUCUUAGCACAGGGUUUCCCCAUGUACCUUUAUAAACCGCCGUUUGCCUAUGGGCCAUGUCUCUCGCCUCUAUACACAGGUAGUCCUUGGUCCCUCCAAGACAAAUACCACUUCUCCUUUGUCGUGUCCCCUUCCCCUUCUCCUUCAUCCCCUAUCUCCUUGGGCACAGCAUCCUAGCCCACUCUAACACAGACCUCCCCUUCACCUCUUAAGAUGACACCAGCAAGGUCAUUUGCUGCUGUUUUCUGUGUGAGUCAGAAAGCAGUCACUUGAACUUUUCUUUCUUGCGUAAUAAUAAAGUAUCCCUCUGUGAAAACAGGUGUAUGGGUGUGCUUUGUGCCUGAUUUGGGGUCCAGACGGCAUCCCCUGCUGAGCUUGGGACCAGAGCUUGGGGCCAUUGGUCACAUCACUUCUUCUGUUAAAUGGAAGUGUGCAGAGCUCAUUUUUUCCUUCCAGUCUAUACUCCAGCCUGUGGAAUGCCACCACCCACUUUUAGGGUGCCUCUUCCUGGAUCACUUAAACCUUUCUUGGAACACCCUCACACACACCCAAAAACAUAAUGAUUUUUUUUUAAUAUUUAGCACAAUUCCGUUAUUGAAUCUUUGGAAAUUUCACAUCAUGUACCCCAAUUCCGCUCACCUCCCAGUCCCUCCAUAUCCUCUCCUCCCCUCUGCAGUGGCCCCCACAUAAAUAUUUUUUUAAAAAAGCAAACAACAUAUUGCUUUUAAGUCUUAUCAGAUUGACAGCUGAGAUUACAACUUACCAUGUUCUAAUUGACAACUUAAAAUGAUUGUUUACAGUGGUGGAAAAUACUGUUUUAUCAAUGUGACAUCUUUAUUCUAAAUUCAGAAACUGGGAAGCCCCGUCAUCAUUUUCCCUUAGUUAAGUCAGUGUUCAGAAAUCAAGCCAUUCUAGUUCUCGUGUGUUCCCUUGGUUCUAAGCCACUGGGACCCGCUCCCUAUUCAAUAUCUGCUAACGUUAUGUAAGUUAAUUCCCAUCUGCUGACUGUUGACAUGGAGGGAAAACAUGGCUGUCUUCCUGUCCAGAGUUGUGAAAAUUAACCACUGGAGUUGGAGACAAGGGCAAGUACAGUUUCAGGCUAAGAGAGAUGUGGAAUAUUCAGCAAAUUAGGUUGAAUAAACCUUUGAGAAGUAUCUUUCUGUUUCCAGAAAAAUAAUGUUGCAUAUUAAUUAAUGGCUGUGGGAAUAAUUUUGCCCUUCACACACACACACACACACACACACACACACACACACACACACACACACACACACUGACAGAACCAAAUAAACAGUUGAAAAUAUGAAGCAACUUUACUUUGCCAAAACAAACAAGAAAUCUGCCAGAAGAAAAUGCCCAUUUUAACUAUUUGCAUUACCUACCAAACGAAGGUAGAUCUAAGCUUUAAUGCUUAUGAAACCACAUUCCCUUAAAUUUGCUGUUUCAGGUGUUCCCAUUGCCUGCAUCACAUUCCAAAUAUGCAUACAACCUCCGACUUGAUCUGCAAAUAUUUCCGUUAACAAAAAAGAAUAGUGCACCACAUAGUUGAAAUUAAAUCAGUUUCGAAUUCUCAGGAGCUGCAGUUGUGGCUGUGUAAGCCAAGGCACAAACCAAAUGGACUCAGCUGCUACAACACAACAACACAAUCACCACAAUCUGAUUCUCCUUUGUAAUUGUGAAGGUCCAAACAGCUUGGUUCAGAAAGGAAAUUAAAAGUUAAGAAUAAAAGGAAAUGAAGACAUUUUUAUCCCCAUCGUGUGCCAUGAUAGAGUAUUGAGUUGACCUUGUAAAGUUAAAGAUUUUGCUGUAUAUUACAUUGGCGCUGACUAUAAGAUCUGGAAAUUCUGUGUUUGUAUCUAAUGUUUGAAGCAGCAUAAUUUCAUUUAGUCAUGUUAUUUCUCAAUAAAGGUGAUGUUGUGGAAUAUUCUUU
Peromyscus californicus insignis is the source of this 4184-nucleotide messenger RNA. It is a transcript of the gene Tgds, whose product is annotated as TDP-glucose 4,6-dehydratase. The record is from RefSeq and is a predicted model, not a curated record. The coding region runs from base 222 to 1202 and encodes 326 amino acids. NCBI's taxonomy places the organism in Eukaryota, Metazoa, Chordata, Mammalia, Rodentia, Cricetidae. Gene Ontology annotation, biological process: nucleotide-sugar metabolic process. The transcript has 13 exons. Gene Ontology annotation, molecular function: dTDP-glucose 4,6-dehydratase activity.